AUGGGGAACAACAGCAGCUCCACAGUGGAUGAUCUACAGGCUGUUGAGAUCCACCACUGGUACAAAAAGUUCAUGACAGAGUGUCCUUCUGGACAGCUGACGGAGUAUGAAUUUAAACAGUUCUUUGGGCUUCGAGGGCUGGAUCCAGAGGCCAAUGAGUAUAUUGAGCAGAUGUUCCGCACGUUUGAUAUGAACAAGGAUGGAUAUAUUGACUUCAUGGAAUAUGUGGCUGCCCUCAGCCUCGUUCUCCGUGGGAAGAUGGAGCAGAAAUUGCGGUGGUAUUUCAAGCUCUAUGAUGUAGAUGGCAACGGCUGCAUUGAUCAACAUGAAUUGCUCAACAUCAUUAAGGCUAUUCGAGCUAUUAAUGGUGGUGACCAUGAAACUACGGCAGAAGAGUUCACCAACCGAGUCUUCAACAAAAUUGAUGUGAAUGGAGAUGGUGAACUUUCUCUGGAUGAAUUUGUGGAGGGAGCAAGGAAAGAUGAGGAGUUCAUGGAGGUUAUGAUGAAAAGUUUGGACCUGUCACACAUUGUGGCCAUGAUCAACAACCGUCGGCGUAGUGUAUAA
This is a messenger RNA of Gavia stellata (red-throated loon), 567 nucleotides long. Its product is annotated as guanylyl cyclase-activating protein 1-like. The record is from RefSeq and is a predicted model, not a curated record. The transcript is spliced from 4 exons. Gene Ontology annotation, molecular function: calcium ion binding; calcium sensitive guanylate cyclase activator activity. NCBI's taxonomy places the organism in Eukaryota, Metazoa, Chordata, Aves, Gaviiformes, Gaviidae. Bases 1 to 567 code for a protein of 188 amino acids.